Messenger RNA from Alternaria alternata, 1337 nucleotides. RefSeq lists its product as hypothetical. Bases 332 to 1090 code for a protein of 252 amino acids. The record is from RefSeq and is a predicted model, not a curated record. Lineage: Eukaryota; Fungi; Ascomycota; Dothideomycetes; Pleosporales; Pleosporaceae. The transcript is spliced from 2 exons.
CGGAUCUCGAAUGAUGCUUCUGCUUUGCCAUCUUUUCAUAAUGUGUUUGUCACGAUGAGUCUGCGAGCUUCCAGCCACCCGCAUGCCCCUGAGUUUAGUAGCGCGUUUCGCCGCCGCCCGUAUUUGCUGAUGCAUCAUCACAUACCAGGCACGUAACGGUCGCGAUUCGUCGCCUGGACACUGCAAGCGAUGGUGGCGUCUGCUCGGGUAAGAUAAUGUAGUAUUGACUGCGGGCUGCGUGACAGGCAGGAAAUGAUGUAUAACUUCAAGCCCAGUCCGUUGUAACAGCAGCACUGCAUCUCUCCAAGUCCAUCCUCAUCACACUUUCAAUAUGCGUCCUUCCACUUAUGCUGCGUUGUUCGCCGGUACUGCCAUUGCGCAAGGUAGUGCCAGUGCGCAAGAGUCUGCGACAAUCUUCAAUCUCUUCCAGUUCGAUAGCACCCUCACCGUGCUUGGUUCCGAUGCCAGCGCAACAACCUACCAGAACAGCUGUCCUUCAGACAGUGCGGGUAUCUCUGCAGUGCCGACCGAUAUGCUAAACACGGAUGACCCGUCUGCGCCUGAUUCGACUCCGAUACCUACACCCGCGCCUCGCAUGCGCCGUCAGGACGAUGCUUCCAGCGAUGAUUACUCCCUCUGCGAACCUUACACUAUCAUACAAGGUUCUGAGACAUAUGAGAUGCACCUCACAGACCCGAGUCCAGGCGCAUGGACUGUGGACAUCGCCUGCAGUUGGCAAGGUGCGAUGACAACAGCUGACCUAACCUGUGAUGCCACCAACCGCGGAAGCAUCCCAGGUCUCAGUACCACCGAGACGAAGAGUGUUUUGUCGGCGAGCGAGCUACAGGAUAUGGAAGCUUACCAGGUGGUGGCUUUGGUGACUGCAAGUGGUGCGUCUUCGUCGGGAUCAGCUUCAGCGACUCAGACUUCAGCAUCUACUGGCUCAGGAACAGGAGCGACAUCACCUUCAAGGUCUGGAUCUGGUACCGCUGCAACGAGCACUGGUCUUGCACCUGCUGGAUCAAUCCCAAAUGUGAUGGCCCUGGUCGGAGGUUCCAUUGGUGUUUUUGCUGCAGCCAUGGCUUUGUGAGCUUGUUGCAAUUAGUCUUUAGUAUGUUGAGCCGCAUUUAGGUGUACUUUUCGGUAGGUGAUGGCACCGUCGUGGUGUCUUUCGGGGUCCGAAUCAUCGUCAUUUUGAUUACGCGCUCUCAAUUUUCAUCGCUUCGUGUGUAUCACUCCAUGUCAAACUUUCAUUUUGUUUUCCUUUUAGUCAGGGUCUGUCCGUACUGGCGGAUCCAUGGUGAGUGUGGAAGCAGCAAUCCACAUCGCGCCUGCAC